CUGCCACACUUGUUCCAUUUUAACAACCACAUCCAUCUUCCAUCACUCGCACACCACCACACCACUCGCAUCUCUGGCAAGUGACACGACUCGCGCGCGCACUCGACACAGCGACUUGACACUUCCUGCGCGUGCACGACAAAACGCAGCCUCAGAGGCGGUGGUCACGCGCCUGACCACCCUCCACCCCCCUCCUCCACCAGCAGCAGCAGCAUGUCCGCGCCAACGCCAACCGCAGCGGCGGCAGCUGCCAACCGCCCGGCCGGCCGGCCGCGCAAGGCAUCAACUGCGACCGCGCCAGGCGGCACGCCGACAGCAGAAAGCUCGACUCCCGGUGCAUCUACCUCUGCGCCUCAUCCCCCACCGACGGCCGCGCCGACUGCCGCGACCGGCAUCACAACCACCACGGGCCCGACGACGCUCGCGGAGUGCGAGGCGCUCGCGGCCCAGCUCACCGACACGAACACGCCGAUGCGCCGCCGCAUGGAGAUUGCGAGCGAGCUGCGCGACUCGGCAGAGAGUAAUCGCGACUACUCGUUCUUUGACAAGUACCUCGGCGUGUUCAUCCCGGCGCUUGUGACGAUUCUCGGCGAGGAGAAGAACAUUGUGUUUGUCAAGGACAACUCGGAGCAGCGUUUCCGCCACACACUGCUGGCAUAUCUUCAGCGCCUGCCCCACUCGGAGCCCUUCCGACAGUACGAGACCAAGGUCAUGGAGCUCAUGGUCAAGCUGUUGAAAGUCGAGAACGAGGACAACGCGCUGCUUUGUAUCAAGAUUAUGAUCGACGGCUUCAGGAGCCACAAGGACCAGGCCGAGCCAUUUGUUGAGCCUUUCCUCGAGCUCGUCAAGCAGAUGUACGCCAACCUCAAGGGCGUUGUCGAGAAGGAGUUUGGAAAGCCGCCCGGGGCCGCCGCCACUCCAGCCGCUGAUGGCGCCGCGACACCUGCCCAGCCGACACCGCAGCCGUCGUCGUCAAACCACACGCAUCUCUCGCACGCGCUCCACUCGCCCAAGGUGCUGACAGAAUGCCCCAUCGCCGUCGUCCUCAUCUUCCAGACGUACAAGUCGGUCAUGGGGCCCGCCAUGCUCGACUUUUACCCGCUCGUCAUGGAGAGCAUCAAGAUCCAGCCAGAGCCUCAGCGUGUUGCCCACCAGGAGGCCAAGGAGCGCGGGGACAUCUUUGUCGGCGUCGCCAGCGGCAUCACCAACCGCGAGAUGUACACCGAGCUCAUCAAGACCCAGGUCAAGACCAUGGCAUUCUUGGCGUAUGUGCUUCGUGGCUCCCAGGCGAAUGUCAAGGACUACCUCGAGGUUUUCCCCGAGGCCUGCAUCCGCCUUCUGCGCGACUGCCCGCCAGAGGAUGUCAGCACGCGCAAGGAGCUGCUUGUCGCCACCCGCCAUAUCCUCACUGCGGACUCGCGUUCGUCGUUCAUCCCCUACAUUGACACGCUGCUCGAGGAGCGCGUGCUGGUUGGCACGGGUGUGUCUAGUCGCGAGGCGCUCCGCCCGCUCGCAUCGUCGGUCGUCGCCGACCUCAUCCACCACGUCCGCAACGAGCUCCCCAUCGCACAGCUCAGCCGUGUCGUCUACGUCUUCUCGUGCAACCUCAACGACUCGACCUUUUCCAGCUCCAUCCAGACCAUGUGUGCCAAGCUCCUCAACACAAUAGUCGACUCGAUCGCCAGCAAGGGUGAUGCUGAGCAGUCGGCCCGCUUGAUGAAGAGCAUGUUCAUCACAUCGCUCGAGAAGCUCCAGGCCAUGACAGAAGCCUAUGACAAGCUCAAGGCACUGUCUGACCGCGACAAGGGCAAGGGCAAGGCCAAGGACGAGACCACCUCGGCACCAGCCUCGACCUCGGGACAGGAUGUCACCAUGGCCGACGAGACCAAGGACGCCAACGCCGAGCGUCUCGCCCAUGGCUGGCGCGAGAUUGAGCAGGCCAUGCCCGUCAACCAGGUGGCUUACGCAAACGAGUCGCUCGAGACUUUCUGCCGUGAAGCUCGCUACCUGUUCAAGACAUUGCUGCAUACGUUCCGCACAUUGCUCACCUACACCAGGCAGGGCGACAACCCUGUCCCCCCGCCAGACGGAGAACUCCUCGCCAAGUUCUUUGAGCACAGUCUGCGGUGCAUUGCCAUCUUUGACAACAACCGCGAUCCCCGCGAGCCAAAGGAGGCAAUCGAGCUCCUCUCGCAGAUCCUUUUGCUCUUGGAUCAGCACUCGUUCCGCGAGGUGUGGACCACACACAUGGACUUCUUUGUCGAGAAUGCCCUGCAAAACCCCCACGUCUUCUCGGUGCUCCAGAUCCUCAUUACCCACGAGUCGGUCUCGCACCAGCUGGUCGCAAUCACCCUCAAGCACCUCAUGAACCACCUCGACGUUGUCGGAAGCUACUCGCCAAAGCACGCAUCCCUCACCCUGCGUCUGUUCAAGAUCUCGUUCCUCGCGAUCAACACGUACAUUUCGACGAACGAGAUUGUCCUCGUCCCGCACCUGCAAAAGCUCAUCAUGCGGUCGUUUGCCCUCGCGCCGAAGGCCCAGGACCCCACCGUCUACUACCAGAUUCUCAGAGCUCUGUUCCGUUCGAUUGGUGGUGGCCGCUUCGAUGCCCUCUACAAGGAGGUGCUUCCAAUCCUGCAGGAGAUGCUCGACAACCUGUCCUACCUCCUCCAGCACGCGACGGAUCCUGUCCAGCGCGACCUCUUUGUUGAGCUCACCCUCACGGUGCCGGUUCGCUUGACCAACCUGCUCCCCCACCUGAGCUACCUCAUGAAGCCCUUGGUGCACGCGCUUCAGGCCGGCCCGGAGCUCAUCAGCCAGGGUCUGCGUACUCUCGAGCUCUGUAUCGACAACCUGACGGCGGACUUCCUCGACCCCACGAUGACGCCUGUCUUCCGCGAGCUUAUGGGUGCACUGCACAAGCUGCUCAGGCCAGUUCCUGCCAACCGCCAGCACUCGCAUGCGGCGGUCAAGAUUCUUGGCAAGCUUGGAGGCCGUAACCGUCGCUUCAACGACGUUGAAAACUUACUGGAGUACAAGCCGACUCCAGGCGGCAUUACCGCGCCGAUCUCGUUUGAGGGCAAGCGCUCGCGCUUCGAGCUCGACCCUCUGGUCGCGGCUGCUGACGAGGCCAUCCAGCAGAAGCUUGAUGUGUGCCAGGACGACGGCCUCGAGGUCCUCAUGUUCUCGGCCCUGGAGGUGCUCCAUGAGGAGCGCAAGGACACGGAGGCGACCCCAGUGUUUCAGGCGACGAUGGCGGCUCUGUUCCGCGCGACGCAGGGUUCGCCAGCUACAGCGGAGAAGGCCCUCGAGUUUGUCCGCUCGUUCUGCAAGCGCGUCUUCCUCAUGGAAUUAAAGCGCACCGACGAGGUGCAGGACAAGUCGCUGCCCGACCUCACCAACAGGCACCGGCCAUUCCCUCUUACGCUGGCCCUCACCGACGCCAUUGUCAACACUCACGCCGAGUCGACCGGCAAGGAGCGUGACCAGAUUGCCGAUGUCCUCGGCAAGAUCAUCUCCGACUUCAAGACUCUGGCGCAGAGCCCAGAGUUCACUGGCAACAAAGAGACCUCGCGAAACAUUGACCGCUUUGUCCUGUCGUUUGUCCGCCGCUUCACUGGCUUAUGCCAGGAUGAGGACUGGAACCGCAAGAUGGCUGGCGUGACUGCCAUGAACGUCUUUGUUCGCGAGGCUGAGCUCAACAGGAAGUACAUUAUCGAGCUCGAGCUCGAGUUUGUUCGUGUCCUCAUGUUCGCUCUCCGUGACGCUCCUCGCGACCCGCCCACGUCGGUCAAGCAGAUCACCGACCUCAUCGAGCACCUCAUCCGCACAUGCCAGUCGCAGGAGGACGGGCGUGGCCACAGGUUAAGCCGCCUGACUGAGAUUCUCGUCCGCGAGCUCAACAGCCAGAGCAAGCUCGCGCGCGAGGCCGCCCAGUCGUCCAUCAAGCUCCUUGCCGAGGUCAUCGACCAGCCCAUCUCCACUGUCAUUGGCCCGACCACAAGACAGGUGCUCCUCGAUGCUGGAGCCGGACCCAUCUUCUCCAAGCCCCUCCGCGCGCUCUCCUCCUUUGCCAUGCAGGUUGGCAACAUUGACUGUGUGACCUACCUCCUUGACCUGCGCCCAUCCGUGCCCGAAAUCAACGACGAGUUUGUCCGCUUGGUCCAGGAAGUGCUCGCCCUCGCCGACGUCGACGACGCGAGCCUCAUCCCCAACAAGAGAGGCGAUGCGCCGUCGCACAAGCAAAACUUUUGGCUCAAGGCACUGCGCAUUGCAUGCUUGCGCAUGCUGCGCUCGACUAUGAACUGCCAGGAGUUUUAUGAGCGCCCCAACCUUGCGCCGAUUCGCCAGCGCAUCAUCACCGUCUACUUCAAGCACGUCUACUCCCCGUCGCCCGAGAUUGUGGAUGUUGCUCACGAGGGCCUGCGCGACGUCAUCCAGCAGCAGAACAAGCUGCCCAAGGAGGUGCUUCAGUCUGGUCUCCGCCCUAUCCUUGUCAACCUGGCCGACGCCAAGCGUCUCAGUGUCCCCGGCCUCGAAGGGCUUGCUCGCUUCCUCGAGCUCUUGACCAACUACUUCAAGGUCGAGAUUGGUGUCAAGCUGCUUGACCACUUUGACACGCUUGCGGACGGGCAGAUGCUCCAGAAGGCUGCCGCUGGACCCCUGGAGGACAACCCAGACAUUUCGCGCAUGACUCGCCUGGUCAACAUCUUUAGACUCCUGCCCGCCACGGCAGUUCAGUACCUCAAGCAGCUUACGACUCAGGUUGUCGAGGUUGAGUCUCAGCUCCACCAGUCGGCCCCUGGUCCCUUUACCGAGAACAUUGCCAAGUACCUCGACCGCUACCACUCGGAGGGUGCUCAGAACCUGCUUGACAACAUCAAGAACCCGCGUGUGGUGUGGACCUACCGCAACAUCAUCUCAUCGGGCAAGGCACCUCAGCUCGUCAACGAGCUUUCCGAGCGCGCGGAGGCCAUCUGCAACCUGGCCUUUGCCAACACCGACCAGUUUGACCUCGUCCUCCCGGGUCUGCAACUGAUUCGCGAGCUGUCGCGCACCUCCCCCGGCUGGCUGUCGGAGCGCGAGCCUGUGCUCGAGGCCGUCGUUGGCGUAUGGCGCUCCAUCGUCCUCCGCUCUCGUGACCCCAAGAGCGACAUGUCCAACGUCAACUACCAGACGAUCCCGGUGCUUAUCCUCGAGAUGUUCAUGAGCACCUUGGAGCACCAGCAGCACAUUGCCCUCCUCUUCCACGUCGUCGAGGCCUACGAGAUCCGCAGCUCGUUUGACAGGUCAUACGUUGCCUUCUUCCUGUACCAGAGAGUCGCUCUGCAGGAGUCGGUCGAGUACCGCCGCGAGGUCAUCGAGUACUUCAUGAACCUCUACGAGGAGGAGACUGUCGUCACCUGGGCAUUCAAGACCAACGCCUUGCGCCUGGUUGUCAACCCCACACUCCGUGUCUACUUUGCCGACCCGAACAACGACGGCUCGUUGAUCACCGCGCCUUUGGUGGUCAAGAUGGCCGAGAAGAUGUGGAGACCGCUCUCGACGACCCCGGUCGCCAAGACGCGCGAAGACACGCUCCUCAUCGAAAUCUUUGCCUUGACCACGCUCAUGGUCAAGCAUGCUGGCCCCAAGGUCAGCGAGAUGCGCAAGGAGGUGUUCAAGCUCGCCUGGAUGGGUAUCAACCUUCUCGAACCCACUGUCAAGCUCAUGGCCUAUGUCCUCACUGCCAAUUUUAUGGAGACAUACGAGACGCCCGUCAAGUUUGUCCGUCUUACCUGGACUGGUCUUUUGCGCCUCAAGGAGAACGAGUCAAAGGCUCUGUUCCGCCAGGCCAUCGACACGCUGGCUGGAUGCCUCUCUCUCCGCGACCCGCCGACCAAUGGCGGCAUCCCGGACUGGGCCCAAAAGGUCAAGACUGUGCUAGUCGAGGAAGGCCACGCAACGAGCACGCUUGUUGUCGUCUGCGAGCUGCUUGUCAACCACCCCGACCUCUUCUACGACUACCGCGAGCUCUACGUGCCCCACAUCGCCAUGUCGCUGCAGAAGCUCGGCUUUGUCCAGGCCGCUACGGCUGAGAUGAAGAAGCUCACUGUGGACGUCAUUGAGCUCAUCUUCAGAUGGGAGCGCAAGCGCAUGGCUCUGCGUGACGAAGCCGGCCGCGACGACUCGGCCGAUGCCAUGGACGUCGACGAGAAGGACGGAGCGGCCCCCUCGCCCGCCAAGCGCCAACGUAUCGACCGCGCUGGAACAGCCGUCUCUACGACCAGUGGUGGUGGCUGGGUCACCCCUGCUUCAACCCGAGAGCUCAUCACCGCCCACUUACUCCGCAUCGUUGCUACGUCGUCUGAGCCUGUGACACGCGGAGGCUUAAGCAAACGCGCUCUCGACCUCUUCAAGGAGAUCCUUGGCCCCAAGGGCUUACCCAACGUCUCUGUCAAGCUCGGCUUCUUCAACCGCACCAUGUCGCAGGACAUUUCCGAGCAAACGAUUGGCACUGUGGCCAACUCGACAGAGGUCAUUGCGGCUGUCGCCGAAGUCCGCGACCAGGCUUGGAUCCGCGGCAAACUCGAGGUGUUCCGCAAGCUCCUCGAAAAGGUUUGGGUGUUCGAUGACACUUCGUUGCACGAGGUUGUUCGUCCUCUCACCGAGCGCAUGUUUGCCGAGCUCCCGGAGGAGGAGAUUGCCGACAGCGACGAUGACGGCCAGAAGCUGCUCAAGUUUGUGUCCACUACCGUCAACAACGGCCUCACGGCCAGCUUGCGCUCGACCACCGAGCUUCCCGGCACCAUCUUCCUCCUCAAGUGCUGGCUCAAGGUUCAGCCGACGCAGCUCCACAACGAGACGCUGGCCUCUGGCCUGCUGCGUGUCCUGAGCAACCUGGUCAAGGUGCACACUAGCGCUAACGGCCCCGACCCGUCGUACCGCCUCAUCAUCUCGAUUCUCGACAUGCUCCGUGACCGUGUCGCGGACCUCAAGGAGCACCGCCGAUACCUCGUCAACAUCCUCGGUGCCUUGAUCGACAAGUCGACCAACCUCACCCUCUGCCGCUACCUCCUCGAGUUGGUUCGUCAGUGGGUGGUCAAGGAGGUUGACGGCCCAAUCGUCAUCAAGGACAAGGCCCUCUUGCUUCUGCGCAUGAUGGUGUUUGAGGGACGUGACAAUGCCCUCUUCAAGGAGUACCUCGAUCUCAUCUACGAAGUGUACGAGCUCGAAUCGCUCAGCGGUACCGACAUUACGCACCGUCUCGAACCCGCCUUCCUCCUUGGAACGCGUUCCAAGGACCCCGCUCAGCGUGCCAAGUUCCUCGACAAGCUCGAGGCGACUCUUCCUCGCGCCCUCGACGCUCGUCUCGAGUACCUGUACUCGCUCCAGAACUGGGAGACGCUCGCAGACAGCUACUGGAUCCCGCAGAUGCUCAGCCUGCUUUUGGGCGCGGCUGACCUCCGCGGUGACGUGUUCCGAGCCGCUCUCGCGGUCAUUGGGGAGGAGGACCCUCUUGCUACGCAGAACUGGCGCCUGGGCGACCUCAUCCAAUAUGUUCGCAACCUUGUGCACGUCGAUCCUACCCUGGCCCACCGCCUCUGGGUUGUCAUCUUCCCCAAGCUCUGGGGCUCUUUCACCCGCACUCAGCAGACCUCCUUCACGCCCUACAUCUCCAAGCUGCUCUGCAAGGAGUUCCACCACAAGCAGGUCGAGCUCAAGCCCAACGUCAUUCAGACCCAGCUCGAGGGCAUUGCGUACUGCAAGCCGCCCGUCACCGUCCCCCCUCUCCUCAUCAAGUACCUCGCCAAGACCUACAACGCUUGGUAUGCUGGCUUUGAGAUCCUCAACACGCUGUCGGACACCUACCGCGGUACAGAGAACCUCCGCGAGAGCUGUGCAGGUGCCCUUGGCGAGCUGUACGCCGAGCUUGGCGAAGAGGACAUGUUCUACGGCAGCGCUCGUUGCCGCUACGUCUACCCCGAGACCACGGCCGCCCUCACCCUCGAGCAGAACGGCAAGUGGCCCCAGGCCAUGGAGAUGUACGAGCAGACCAUGGUCAAGGCUCGCCACGCCACACUCCCCUUCACCGAGGACGAGUUCUGCUUGUGGGAGGACCACUGGAUUCUGGCCGCUCAAAAGCUCCAGAACUGGGAGUCGCUCACUGAGCUUGCCCGAGCCGAUCAGAACCCUGAUCUUCUGCUCGAGUGCGCCUGGCGCCUGUCCGACUGGGGAUCGCCUGACCGCGAGAUGAUCGAGACCAACCUUAAGCUUGUGGCAGGUGUUCCGACUCCUCGUCGCAAGAUAUUUGAGGCGUUCACGGCCCUCAUCAAGGCCCAUGGUUCGCGCGAGCCGCCAAACGACUUCCUCCGCAUCGUUGACGACGCACAGCAGGUGGCCAUUCGCAAGUGGACUACGCUGCCGACGUCGAUCACUGGCGCGCACCUCCCUCUCCUGCAGCUCUUCCAGCAGGUUGUCGAGCUGGGCGAGGCCGCCCAGGUCUUUGACAGCUUGCAGAUGACCACUGCGCAGACUCUUGAAGCCCGCGUCAACAACGAGCUCAAGGGCAUCUUCCAGACCUGGCGUGACCGCUUGCCCAACUUCUGGGACGACAUUAGCGUCUGGUCCGAUCUGCUCGCGUGGCGCCAGCACGUCUUCCAGGCCGUCACCAGAGUGUACAUGCCUAUGAUCCAGCCCACCGAGACUGCCACCCACGGCUACCGAGGUUACCACGAGACGGCCUGGAUGAUCAACCGCUUCGGUGAGGUCGCCCGUCGCCACGGUCUCCUCGACGUGUGCAGCACCGCCCUCAACAAGAUCUACAUGUUACCCAACAUUGAGAUCUCGGAGGCCUUCCUCAAGCUCCGUGAGCAGGCGCUCUGCUACUUCCAGAAGCCUGAAAAGUUCAACGAGGGUCUCGACAACAUCAGCACGACCAACCUCAUGUACUUUGCCCAGCCGCAAAAAGCCGAAUUCCUCACGCUCAAGGGCAUGUUCAUCUCGCGCCUUGGCCAGGACUCGGACGCCAACGACGAGUUUGCCCACGCCGUCCAGAUGGACUACAACUUACCCAAGGCGUGGGCCGAGUGGGGCAAGUUCAACGAGAAGAUGUACCGCCAGCAGCCCGAGGCGCCACCUCCUGGUAGCAAGCCCGACCCCGGACCGGGCGAGAAGAGAAUGACAGACGCCGAGUGGGCCGAGUCCUGGGCCCAGGACCGUGCUCUCCGCGCGUCCAGCGCCGUCUCGUGCUACCUCCAGGCUGCGGGCUUAUACGCCAACCACAAGUCCCGCGCCCUUCUCCUCCGUGUCCUGUGGCUCCUGGGUCUCGAUGACAACAGAAACACCAUUGCCAAGGCGUUCGAGGCGUACAAGGGCGACCUGGUCAUCUGGUACUGGAUCACCCUUAUCCCCCAGCUCCUCCUCUCACUCUCGCACCGUGAGGCGCAGAUUGCUCGCCACAUCCUCAUGCACAUCGCCAAGGCCUUCCCCCAGGCUCUGUUCUACAGCCUUCGGGUUACCAAGGAGGACUUUAGCAACGUCAAGAAGAGCCAGGUCGCCGCUCAGCUCAAGAUUGCUCAAGCUCGUAAGCUCGCCGAGGCCAAGGCUGCCGCCGAGAAGGCAGGUGCCUCUGGCUCUACGCCGGCUGCGACCGAGGGUACCACCCCUGGCGCCGCCGAAACCAAACCCGAGGCCAAGGAAGGUGUCAAGGACGAGGCAGCGGCCGCGUCGACCCCCGCGGGUGCUGCGGCUCCGACAACCCCCGCGUCGGGUGGCGCCUCGACCCCCGCAGCGGCGUCUGCUGCUACUGCUGCUCCUGCCGCAGCCGCUGGCACCCUCGGUGCUGCCGCCAACGGCAGCAUGGCUCCUCCCCAAGGCCCUAUUGCCCCCAACCGCCCUCCCCAGCCCCGCCAGCCUUGGGAGUUUGUCGACGAAAUCAUCAACCACCUCAAGACUGGCGUCCCUCUCCUGGCCCUGUCGAUGGAGAAGAUGGUCGACCAGAUCGGCUACCGCGCCAAGCCGACGUCCGAGGAGGAUAUUUACCGCUUCUUCUCGGCGUUACUCAACGACGCCAUGCAGCAGUGGAGCACUCGCGGUGCAUUCUUAAGCGAGGAGCAGGAGCUCGGUCCCAACACCAGAGACAACCUCCGCCGCUUCUCGCUCAACCUCCACAGCGACCUCCGUGCGGCCGUCGAGCGCGACUUUAUCAACAACCAGCCCAAGAUGCGCGAGUACAUCAAGCGUCUUCAGUUCUGGCGCGAUUUCUACGAGAAGGCGAUUGACUCGCGUCCUCGUCACCAGCCGCUCGACUCGUCGGGCAUCAACCUCACCGACUUCCACUACACCAAGUUUGAGGAUGUCGAGGUUCCUGGUCAAUAUGUCCAGCACAUUGACCAGGCCGACGAGCUCAUCCGCAUCGCUCGCUUCCACCCCCGCGCCGAGCUGUGCCGCGGCUUUGGCUUCUGCUUCAGGCGCAUCACGAUGAUCGGCCACAACGGCACUCCUUACACGUUCAACGUUCAGAUGCCGGCCGCCCGCCACUGUCGUCGCGAGGAGCGUCUUGUCCAGCUGUUCCGCAUCAUGAACAGCGUCCUCAAGAGGCGCAAAGAGUCUCGCCGCCGCAACCUCCAGUUCCACCUCCCUACUGCCGUUGCUCUCGGCACGCAGCUCCGCCUGAUCCAGAACGACUCGUCGUACAUCAGCUUGCAGGAGAUCUACGACGAUUAUGCGUUUGCGCACGGCAUGACGCACGAGGACACUAUCCUCGCCUUCUGCGACCGCCAGCGCGAGCUCCACGACCCGUCAAUCCCCCGCACCGACCCUCGCUGGGUGCAGCUCAAGAUGGAGAUUAUCGAAGAGAUCCAGGCCAAGAUGCUCCCCGAGAACGUGCUCACGAACUACAUGAUCAAGAGCAUGGCCGACUCGGAGAGCCUCUGGCUCAUGCGCAAGCAGUUUGCCAUGCAGACUGCAGCGUGUGCCUUCCUCACCUACGUCUGCUGCCUCAACAACCGUGCCCCUUCGCGCUUCCACAUCAGCCGCAGGACGGGCCAAAUGUACAUGACGGAGAUGCUGCCUUCUUUCACUCAGGGGCAGCCUUUGUUCCACUCGCCCGAGGCAGUGCCGUUCCGUCUCACCCCCAACAUGCAGCACUUCAUCACUCGCGUCGGCGUCGAAGGCGUUGUCAGCGCUUCGGCCACGGCCAUUGCGCACUCGCUCACGCUGCCCGAGUUUGAUCUCGCUAGCACGCUCCACCUGUUCAUCCGCGACGAGAUCCUCACUUGGCAGAACACAUACAACAAGGGCGGUGACCAGCGCAGCGAUGUGCCCCUCACCGCCAACGUGUACAAGAAUGUCGAUCAGUUCAUCAAGCGCGCCGAGCUCAUGGGCCACAUUGGUGAAGUCAAGGAGAAGGUUCCCGGUGGUCCAGUCAUCAACCACGCAAUGGUCACGCUCAUCUCGCAAGCGACGGCGCCGGCUCUGCUGGCUGCCAUGAGCGAGACGUUCAUGGCUUGGUUCUAGAGAACGGGCCCCACCUAUCAUUAAUGUAGUUUUCCUCAUCAGUUGUAACGUUAGAAAAAAUGCAUCGUU
Messenger RNA from Vanrija pseudolonga, 11568 nucleotides. It is a transcript of the gene tra1, whose product is annotated as Transcription-associated protein 1. The record is from RefSeq and is a predicted model, not a curated record. Gene Ontology annotation, molecular function: protein binding. NCBI's taxonomy places the organism in Eukaryota, Fungi, Basidiomycota, Tremellomycetes, Trichosporonales, Trichosporonaceae. The transcript has 4 exons. Bases 214 to 11499 code for a protein of 3761 amino acids. Gene Ontology annotation, cellular component: nucleus; NuA4 histone acetyltransferase complex; SAGA complex. Gene Ontology annotation, biological process: DNA repair; regulation of DNA-templated transcription.